AUGCGAGUCGAAGUGAAGAUCCCCGGAAGCCUCGAAAGCUACUGCAUCGACGAACGUGGAGACAAGCGUGUUGCGACCGAAGCCUUAUGGCUGGAGACUUUUCUUUGCGGAGUGUUGCGAGCGUACUCGUAUGCAGACGACGGCAGCGGAGAUGCUAUCAGGAAGAUCGUUGGGGUUCGUCGAUUUAACCCUGUCACAAACACCGAAAUGGAGCAUAGGUUCCUAGAUGCUGCCGAGAAGUUGUUCUUCCUGGGAAGACAGCUCAGCUCCGAUCCCGAAACCCAGGUUCCAAACACAGUGAGCAAUCAUCUCACGGCCGGCCUCCUCAAGUACAUACAGACUACGGGUCGAUAUGCUUCCGGUAUCAAUUUAUUCGAGAAACUGCGUACAAGAGACGUCGAAGUCUCGUCCCUGCUCGCUCAGGUGUUCAAGAUGGCAGACGAAGAAGUUCAAGCAGUGCGACUUAUGUACGAUGCCCUGCAAGAUGUUCCCAUGGACUAUGCGCUUCUCGACUGCCAGUCUGCCUUUUGCGCCAGCAAAGGUGAAGGCGAGAUGGCCCUAGAGUGUGCGAAGCGUGCCGUGACCGCUGCUCCCAGCGAAUUCAGCACAUGGGCUCGACUGGGUGAGGUUUACGUGAGCUUAGAGCAAUGGGACUUGGCCCUUCUGACGCUGAACUCCUGCCCAAUGUUCACAUACCAGGACAAAGACACGCCGCGCAUGCCCCAGCCUUCUCGGAUCAUGCUUCCCAUCCUAGCGGAGAGUAUGUUAGACGAGAUCGAUGAGGGCCAGCCAAAGCAAGGAGACCCACACGACUAUGUACAUCCCAAUCUGCGAAGGUUGCAUGCGGCUACGUACCAGGGGACUUUUCUGAAAGCAUACAACUUGUUGACGAAAAUUGCCGCUGCCAUCGGCUGGGACCAACUGCUUAGGGUCCGUAGCGAGGUCUUUGUUAUGGAAGAGGAAUAUCGCACCGAACGCCAACACUCCACAAAACCAUCAAUGCACUCGCUUGACGGAAGCCCCGCAGAACCGGCGGAGACAAAUGGUGACAGCGAGCAGGGAAAUGGAGAGAAUGGUGGUCCAGUCGACACUGUUACGGAAAUUGUCAACGGCGAUGACCAGCCACAAGGCGAGAGUUCCAUUGAACGGCCAGAGCAAACAGUGGCAUCAGAGGUUGCCAAGUCUGGCAACGAAAACCCUGACCCAUCGCACUCAUCAUAUACACAAUUCAAGAAUAAGCGCCUAUGUGAGAGAUGGUUAGAUAAUCUUUUCAUGGUAUUAUACGAGGACCUCCGCAUAUAUACCAUCUGGCGUACGGAGAUAGCUCAAUACCGGCAACAGGCGAUGGAAUACAAGAAAUCUGCCACCGAGUGGGAGAUCCUCGGUGAGCUGGCAGAGCGGCUACACCACUUUGACGAGGCCAUUGAAGCCUAUCAAGCCUGCCUUGCUAUUCGGUUCUCGCCGAAAGCGAUGCGUGGCGUCCUCAAACUGCAUGAGCAACGAAAUGACACACGGGGGAUGCUCAGUGCUCUGAUCCGCCUCAUCGCCUGGCAGUACCGAUGGUACUCCGAGUUCUCCCCGGAGCUCCUGUUCAUGAUCCGCAAACUAAUCGAGGACGAGGGCGCUGUCAAGGUCCGCAGCAUCGUUCAGGCUACGAACCUGCCCCAGCAUGUACUCGACCUCACUCAUCAAUACUGUCAACUGUGCGCAACGUUCCGCAGCAGCGGCAGUGAUGGCUAG
Aspergillus mulundensis is the source of this 1740-nucleotide messenger RNA. RefSeq lists its product as uncharacterized. NCBI's taxonomy places the organism in Eukaryota, Fungi, Ascomycota, Eurotiomycetes, Eurotiales, Aspergillaceae. The coding region runs from base 1 to 1740 and encodes 579 amino acids. The transcript has 4 exons. Gene Ontology annotation, biological process: Golgi to plasma membrane transport. Gene Ontology annotation, cellular component: exomer complex. The record is from RefSeq and is a predicted model, not a curated record. Gene Ontology annotation, molecular function: protein binding.